ACAAAGUAAAAUGAGAAACUUUUUUGCCAUUGUUAUGGACAUAAGUUGCAAUCUUCUCUUUGCUCUUGCAAUUUUUAUUCUUCUCUAUACUUCACUUGCUAAUGUUCCUAAUAUUAGCACUGAUGAAGUUGCUCUUCUUGCACUGAAAGCACACAUUUCUACUCAUCCUAACAACAUCUUAGCAACCAACUGGUCUUCUUCCAUCCCGGUUUGCAGCUGGAUUGGAAUCACUUGCAGCUCUCGCCACCAUCGUGUCACUGCUUUAGACAUUUCUAGCAUGCAACUUCAUGGUACCAUUCCUCCACACCUUGGAAACCUCUCAUUUCUUGUUUCCCUCAACAUCAGUAACAACACUUUUCAUGGAGAUUUGCCAAAGGAGAUGGGUCAUUUGCAGAGGUUGAAAUUGAUUGAUGUUAGAAGAAAUAACUUCACAGGAGCCAUUCCAUCAUUUUUAAGUUUGUUAUCUAACCUUCGAUACGUGUACCUUACGAUGAACCAAUUUUCAGGGAAGAUUCCAUCUUCCCUUUCCAAUCUAACAAAGUUGGAAGUGUUGAGCUUCCAGGGAAAUUUACUUGAAGGAGAGAUCCCUUGGGAACUCGGUGAUCUUCGCUAUCUGACUUUUUUAGACCUGCAACUAAACAAGCUUACUGGCUCAAUACCACCAUCAAUAUUUAACAUUACAAUGAUGCAAAACAUUGCCUUUACCAGCAACAAUCUUACCGGAAAGCUUCCAAUAACUAUAUGUGACAAUCUUCCAAACUUGGAAGGGCUUUACCUCUCAGGAAAUUACCUUGGUGGUGUUAUUCCACCAAACUUAGAAAAAUGCAGAAAGCUUCAAAUCUUGUCAUUGACUAACAAUCAGUUUAUUGGAACUGUACCAAGAGAGCUAGCUAACUUAACUGCUCUUACAGCAUUACAUAUUGCAGCUCUGCAUUUGGAAGGAGAGAUACCAUUCGAGCUAGGUAAUCUUAAGAAAAUACAGCAUCUGAGAUUAGCUGGGAACGAGCUUACUGGUUCUGUCCCUACAAGCAUUUUCAACAUAUCAACACUGCAGUCCCUAACACUUACAAUGAACAAGCUUACAGGUACUCUACCUUCAGAUUUAGGCCGUGGAAUGCCCAUCCUAGAAGAAUUUCUUUGUGCAGGAAAUAAUCUAAGUGGUUUUAUCUCUGCUUCAAUCUCAAAUUCUUCAAGACUUAGAAUGCUUGAUCUCUCAGACAACAGUUUCACAGGUGUAAUUCCUGAAUCACUUGGUAACUUAGAAUACCUUGAGCUUCUGAAUUUGAACAACAAUAAUUUUAUCAGUCAUUCAUCAUUGAGCUUCCUUACAUCAUUAACAAACUGUAGGAAACUAAAAGCAUUUUGGUUUUAUGAGAAUGCAUUGGAUGGGUUUUUGCCGUCAUCUGUUGGUAAUUUCUCAAACUCAUUGCAAAUUUUUGAAGGAAAUGGUUGUAAGCUUAAGGGCAUCAUUCCUGAAGAAAUCGGUAAUCUUACUGGUCUGACAAGGAUGAGUCUGUUCAACAAUGAGUUGACUGGACAUAUUCCAAAAACUGUCCAAGGCAUGUUGAACCUUCAAGAACUUUACCUACAAAGCAACGAGAUUAAAGGAACCAUACCAGAUGUUGUGUGCAGUUUAAAGAAUCUUGGUGCAUUAGACUUGUCAGGAAAUCAUUUUUCCGGUUCAGUACCACCAUGCUUAGGGAAUGUUACUAGUUUGAGGAAACUUCAUCUAGCUUUUAACAGGUUGAAUUCUAGAUUACCUGCAAGCUUGGGGGGCCUUCGUGAUCUCAUAGAGUUCAAUAUUUCAUAUAACUUAUUGAGUGAGGAAAUUCCCCUCGAGAUUGGAAAUUUAAAGGCUGCAACAAUCAUUGAUCUGUCAAAAAAUAUAUUUUCUGGUAAGGUUCCUAGCACUCUAGGGGGUCUAGAUCAAUUGAUUACAUUUUCUCUAGCACAUAAUAGAAUAGACGGGCCUAUUCCAGAUUCAUUUGGCAAAAUGUUGGCAUUGGAAUUCUUAGAUUUGUGUUAUAACAAUCUUAGUGGUGAAAUUCCAAAGUCAUUAGAAGCUCUUGUGUAUCUCAAAUACUUGAACUUCUCAUUCAAUAAACUUAGUGGAGAGAUUCCCACUGGUGGUCCUUUUAAAAAUGCCACAGGUCAAUGUUUCUUGUCCAAUGAUGCACUCUGUGGUGAUUCAAAGUUUAAUGUGUCACCUUGUGUCACCCAAUCUCACAAGAGGAAAAAGACAAAUUUGAUUUUGUACAUCAUUUUGGGAGUGGGUAUGUUAUUACUUGUAUUAGCCCUCGCGUAUGUAUUUGUAAGAUUGCGAAAGACAAUGAAUAAUACACAUCAAGUAGAUGGGUAUAUGGUAAAAGGGCAUGAAAGAAUUUCCUAUUAUGAUCUUGAAAUGGCGACUGAAGGAUUCAACGAAAGCAACUUGCUUGGUAAUGGGAGUUUUAGCAAGGUCUACAAAGGGAUACUUAAGGAUGGUACUCUUUUGGCAGCAAAGGUAUUCAAUGUGCAAUUGGAGGGUGCAUUCAAAAGUUUUGACACAGAAUGUGGGAUACUCCGGAACCUUCGCCACAGAAAUCUGACCAAAGUCAUAACAAGCUGCUCCAACCUUGAUUUCAAAGCCCUAGUGUUGGAAUACAUGCCCAAUGGGACACUUGAUAAAUGGUUAUACUCUCACAAUCUGUUCUUGAAUUUAUUGCAGAGAUUAGAUAUAAUGAUAGAUGUUGCAUCUGCAAUAGACUAUCUCCACAAUGGCUAUUCAACACUUGUGGUGCAUUGUGACUUGAAGCCAAGCAAUGUCUUGCUCGACCAAGAAAUGGUUGGUCAUGUCAGUGAUUUUGGCAUUGCAAAAUUGUUAGGUGCAGGGGAGGCUUUCGUUCAAACAAGGACAAUUGCAACCAUUGGAUAUAUUGCUCCAGAGUAUGGACUAGAUGGAAUAGUAUCCACGAGUUGUGAUGUUUAUAGUUUUGGCAUCCUGAUGAUGGAGACGUUUACAAGAAUGAGACCAAGUGAUGAAAUAUUUACUGGAGACUUGAGCAUACAACGUUGGGUUAGUGAUUCCCUUCCGGGUGAAAUCCAUAAGGUGGUAGAUUCUAAUUUGGUACAGCCAAGGGAUGAACAAAUCAAUGCAAAGGUGCAAUGUUUAUUAUCUAUCCUGGAAUUAGCUUUGAACUGCACUUUAGUGACACCUGAUGCAAGAAUUAGCAUGAACGAUGCUCUUUCAACACUUAAAAAGAUUAGGCUACAAUUUGUUAGUAGUCGGCACUAGGUGGAAUCGGACCAGCCUGAUCUUGUAUGUUAUUUAAUUACCAGUAUACUCUUGUAUGUUAUAUAAUUUUGCACUAGUACUUAAGUGUGUUUUGUUAUCUUCAUUUCUUGAUAUAUGGAAGUUGUAAAUGAGAUUUAAAAUGGGGGAUCAGAGAUUUAAAGUAGCAGGUCUAAUGU
Messenger RNA from Solanum dulcamara, 3450 nucleotides. RefSeq names its product probable LRR receptor-like serine/threonine-protein kinase At3g47570. The transcript is spliced from 3 exons. Gene Ontology annotation, biological process: protein phosphorylation. Gene Ontology annotation, molecular function: ATP binding; protein binding; protein kinase activity. Lineage: Eukaryota; Viridiplantae; Streptophyta; Magnoliopsida; Solanales; Solanaceae. The record is from RefSeq and is a predicted model, not a curated record. Bases 11 to 3274 code for a protein of 1087 amino acids.